This is a messenger RNA of Amphibalanus amphitrite, 1337 nucleotides long. RefSeq lists its product as uncharacterized. The record is from RefSeq and is a predicted model, not a curated record. Lineage: Eukaryota; Metazoa; Arthropoda; Thecostraca; Balanomorpha; Balanidae. The transcript is spliced from 5 exons. The coding region runs from base 1 to 1188 and encodes 395 amino acids.
AUGGCCAGUUCGAGCCAUGACUGUCGUGGGUUCUGUAUCCCGGUGGCGGUGGGGAGGCUGCCGCAGAGACUCAGCGGCCGGACCACAGUGCUGCUGGUCGCGCUGCUGGCCGGCUCCAUGCUGCUGCUGCACUCGGCCGGAUCCGGACACAUGAGUUCGGCCGCGCUGGGACAGCACUACAGUCAGAUCCGCAGUGCCGCCGACAGUCAGCUCCGCAGCCUACUGGGCAGCGCCGGCAGCGAGCCGCUCAGUGCCGGCAGGGAGACGGUCAGCUCCAGCAGAGAGACGGUCAGUGCCGGCAGCGAGCCGCUCAGCGCCGUCUACUGCUCGCAGGCGUGCCCGUGCGCCUGCCGGCCGUGGCGGAGGCCGGAGGACGGCGAACCUCCCGAGCCGACCGUCUCCAACUGCGGGCCCACCGCCGACCGGCGCGGCGCGCGACAGAACGUGCUUGCCUAUAGCUUCUAUGGGACUGACGUCAAGUCCUACUUGAGUGGAGUCAAGCGGAACGCGAUGCGCUCCCUCGAGUUCUACCCCGGCUGGACAAUGCGCGUCUUCCACGACGGCAAAGCUAACUUCACAGAAUGGAAUAAGACAGCCUGCGAAGUCACUUGCGAGUUUCCGAACGUGGAUUUCUGUGACGUGCGCCAGCUGCCGGGAAUCGGAGACAUCAGUGGCCAUGUUGGGUCCAUUUGGCGAUUUGCCGUCAUCGCGGACGAGUCCGUCGAGCGGUUCGUGAUGCGGGACCUCGAUUCCAUUUUGACGCAGAGAGAACGCGACGCUGUGACUGAGUGGCUCGAGUCCAACAAAACGUUCCACGUAAUGCGGGAUCACCCGUGGCACGGAACAGAGAUUCUGGCCGGCAUGUGGGGCGGAUGGAACCGCUACAACGACAAGUACCGCCCUCUCCGGCAGAAGAUGCUCGAAACAGGAAAAUUAAAUGAAGCGAAAUCAUGGGACCAGAGCCAGCUGAAGACCAUUCUGUGGCCGGUGCUGGUGCGAACCGGUGACGUCAUAUCUCACGACAGCUACCUGUGCAACAAGUACCCGUUCACCCGGCCGUUUCCCACAAAGCGCGCCAACAUGACAGAGUUCGUCGGCUCUCAGUACACCAGGAUCGUACGGACCGUGAUGAAAGAGUGUCCGCUAGCCUGCAGACCGCCGAAACAUUUGGACUGGAAAUAUUGCUGAGCCAGAUGCAUUUAGUAUAGGAAGGUAUUUGUAUGUAAUCGUAUAUGUAAAUAGGUCACCCAAUAAAGCUAGACCCUAGCGCAGGGCCUCCUCUAACAUGUUAAGUGUUAACUGGGGGCCGCCCCCCCCCCCCAGUGAUGCCGCUGGCC